Mauremys mutica (yellowpond turtle) is the source of this 1492-nucleotide messenger RNA. Its product is annotated as olfactory receptor 2AP1-like. Lineage: Eukaryota; Metazoa; Chordata; Testudines; Geoemydidae. Gene Ontology annotation, biological process: G protein-coupled receptor signaling pathway. The record is from RefSeq and is a predicted model, not a curated record. The transcript has 2 exons. Gene Ontology annotation, molecular function: G protein-coupled receptor activity; olfactory receptor activity. The coding region runs from base 148 to 1185 and encodes 345 amino acids. Gene Ontology annotation, cellular component: membrane.
GGAAGAGCAUGUUCUAAAACAGAUUGUGACAGUUGCUCAUCCAUUCAAGGAGAUGCAGGUCUCUCUACUGAGAAAAUCCAGCUUCUGCAGAAAGAGGAGAGAGAAAAACCCCAGCUGAGGAUCCUGAGUCCUGGUGGCCAAGCACUGAUGAAUAAGAACUCAUUGCUUCAAGCUUGGGCUGUGCUGUGGUUACAGACUCAACCCAUGACAGACACCGAAUGGAGAAACCAAACGACCAUCACAGAAUUUAUCCUCCUGGGAUUCGGGGAUCUCCCUGACCUGCAAAUUCUUCUUUUUCUAAUGUUCCUAGUGAUCUACAUGGCAACUGUGGUUGGAAACACUCUCAUCGUGGUGCUUGUUGUGACAGAUCAGCACCUUCACACCCCCAUGUACUUCUUCCUGGGCAACUUGUCCUACUUGGAGACCUGCUACACCUCGAUCUUCCUGCCUAGGUUACUGGCCAGUCUGCUGACUGGGGACAGAACCAUCUCACUCAGUGGCUGCUUCACACAAAUGUAUUUCUUUGGGUUUCUGGUAGCUACGGAAUGCUAUCUCCUAGCAGCGAUGUCUUAUGAUCGGUAUUUAGCGAUAUGUAAACCCCUGCACUAUUCAACUCUUAUGAAUACCAGGUUUUUCCUCCAGUUGGCUGCUGGGUCAUGGUUAAAUGGUUGUUUGGCUACUACCAUCCUUAUAUUAUUUAUGUCACCAUUAAUAUUCUGUGGCCCGAAUGAAAUUGACCACUUCUAUUGUGACCCCAUCCCAUUGAUAAAACUCUCCUGCAGUGACACACACCUGAUCAUAUUGAUGGAUUUCAUGCUAGCCUGUGUAUUCACCCUGCCUCCAUUCCUACUAACCCUGACGUCCUAUGUGUGUAUCAUUGCCACCAUCCUGAAAAUCCCUUCCACCACCGGGAGGCAGAAGGCAUUUUCCACCUGCUCCUCUCACCUCAUCAUGGUGACAAUUUUCUAUGGCACAAUAAUGAUUGUCUACAUGCUACCAAAACGUGAUAAAUUUAGAGACCUGAAAAAAGUGUUUUCUCUUUGCUACACAGUCCUGACUCCCCUGGUAAACCCCCUCAUCUAUAGCCUGAGAAACAGAGAGGUCAAGGAAGCCUUGUGCAAAGCAGUCAGUAAAUGUGGCUUUCACAAAAACAUGCAGAGACUCAGAGAUAAUAACUUAGCCUGACGUUUUCAAAGCUGCCUGGGUGAUUUAAGCAAUCAGCCCACAUUAAAAUUAAAUUGAAAAGUCCCAUUGAAAAAUCUGAGCACUAAAAUGAAAAAGAAUUGGAGAUGAUCAGCAUAGCGUUACUAAGACAGUUUUUGUGGUCCCUCGCUGUGUGCAUGUAACACAACUUAUAGGAAAUUGCCAUUGUGGACAGCUCUGUCACUCUCUCAUAUUCAGCACUGACACACACUGUAUUAUGGUAUUUUUCUCCAUGGUGUUGGCAGUUCACCCUAUGUGAAAAGGGUGGACCGUGUCCAAAACUGCACAG